UAUAGCUUUGACCGACUCUUCCAACUAACAGUUGCGAACAUGACGACGUUGACGUUAUGGAUCAUCUGCGGAUGCGUCAUCUAUAUGUUCCAGGUUGAUGCCGCGUAUCUCCCCAAGAGAGGGCCGGCACCUUUUAACACUAAGGAAAGGAUACUAGACCCGAAAAAGAGACCAUUUUGUAACGCAUUCACAGGUUGCGGCAGAAAGAGAUCGAAUCUGCCGGCCCUUUCAGACCAAGGCGAAGAGAUAGACGAGUCGAUUGGGAGCUUGUUGGAGUUAAGCGCAGAGCCCGCUGUCGAAGAUUUGUCUCGCCAGAUUAUGUCGGAGGCCAAACUGUGGGAGGCUAUACAGGAAGCCAAUGUGGAACUCAACAGACGCAAACAAGGACUCUCCGAUAUACCGGAAGAUGACGCCGUGCCUGCCAGAAGUGCCACAGCCUCUUGUGCACUUCCGCCGUGUUACAUUUAAAUAGGAACCUGGCCGUAUCUUUGCUGUUUUGAAAAUUGGGACUGGAAAGUUAUGGGAUUCACACGACCACCAUUCGCUAAAACCCAUCGUCGAACGUUUAAACAACAAAUUACAUUCUUUAGUGUUGUGGAACAGGAACCUGGCUGCAACUAUUUAUUACAAUUAUUACAAUACUUCUAUUUUUACCAGUCUCGCAUCUUAUCAGGUUUACCUUUUUUCUAGUAACCGUUACUUAAUUAGUAUAAUAUAAAUAAUUUAACCAUAUAAUUUAUAAAAUUUACUGAUAAUACAUAUUUAUAUAUCUUAUAGUAAUUAAUGACAAAUUGAAAAUGGUGUGCUUGGCAUUUAUAAAAAUUAAAACAGGCUUCCUAAACUAUUAUUAAUAUUUGUAAUAGGUAUA
Molecule: messenger RNA, 868 nt
Organism: Aethina tumida (small hive beetle)
Lineage: Eukaryota; Metazoa; Arthropoda; Insecta; Coleoptera; Nitidulidae
Gene: CCAP
Product: cardioactive peptide
Exons: 4
Coding region: 40-468 (142 amino acids)
Source: RefSeq, a predicted model, not a curated record